Molecule: messenger RNA, 777 nt
Organism: Brassica rapa (field mustard)
Lineage: Eukaryota; Viridiplantae; Streptophyta; Magnoliopsida; Brassicales; Brassicaceae
Product: protein CURVATURE THYLAKOID 1A, chloroplastic
Cellular component (GO): chloroplast thylakoid membrane; thylakoid
Source: RefSeq, a predicted model, not a curated record
AAGGAACGUCCACGUGUUGCUAUACGAAACCUUGUCUAGUCAAAAAAGCGCAGCUGAAAAGAAAAUCGAGUGUGAAGAAGAAGAAGAAUAGAUUAUCUGGUGUGUUUCGAUGGCGAUGACAGUAGCAGCUUCGUCCUCUGUGGCAGUGAUGAUUCCACGUGUCACCUCCGUCUCCGACCGCUUCUCCGCCGUUCCUUACCUUCCUCCGCUGCCUCCUCGCUCUUUUGGCCGAUCCUCUUUCACUGUUCCGCCGAAGCUAGUUUCAGGUAAUGGUUCGCAGAAGGGUGAAUUGAUGAAGAUGAGAGCUUCUUCAUCAGAUGAGACCUCAACGUCCAUUGACACCAACGAACUCUUCACAGACUUGAAGGAAAAGUGGGAUGGUCUUGAGAACAAGUCGACUGUAAUAAUAUAUGGAGGAGGAGCCAUUGUUGCUGUUUGGUUAUCUUCCAUUGUUGUUGGUGCCAUCAACUCUGUUCCUCUGCUUCCCAAAGUUAUGGAACUUGUUGGUCUCGGCUACACAGGAUGGUUCGUCUACAGAUACCUCCUCUUCAAGUCAAGUAGAAAGGAACUGGCUGAGGAUAUUGAUUCCUUGAAGAAGAAGAUCGCUGGGACCGAAUAGAUUCUUUUUUAAAUAAUAAAAUAAACCAUCUUUAUAUCUGGAAUUUUCUUGUAAUGUGAUUAUUGUACAAUCUCCCUGUUUCAACAAUGUAUCUUGUGUAGUCUGAAACUAUUAUCUUAGAUCCACUGGCAAUGAAAUCUAUUUAAAAGUUGACCCCA